Arxiozyma heterogenica is the source of this 897-nucleotide messenger RNA. RefSeq names its product cohesin subunit SMC1 (gene SMC1). Bases 1 to 897 code for a protein of 298 amino acids. Gene Ontology annotation, cellular component: cohesin complex; nucleus. The record is from RefSeq and is a predicted model, not a curated record. NCBI's taxonomy places the organism in Eukaryota, Fungi, Ascomycota, Saccharomycetes, Saccharomycetales, Saccharomycetaceae. Gene Ontology annotation, molecular function: DNA binding. The transcript has a single exon. Gene Ontology annotation, biological process: sister chromatid cohesion.
AUGGGUCGUUUGCUAGGUUUGGAAUUAUACAAUUUCAAAUCUUAUAAAGGUGUUGUUAAAGUGGGAUUUGGAAAUUCUAGCUUUAUAAGUAUUAUAGGUCCAAAUGGGUCUGGUAAAUCUAAUAUGAUGGACGCAAUUUCCUUUGUUUUGGGUGUACGUAGUUCUCAAUUAAGGUCUAAUAUUUCAAAGGAUUUAAUAUAUAGAGGUAUUAAAGAUACCAUCGACGGAGUUGAUGAUUCCAAUACAGAGAAUAAUACCAGUGAUAACACAGCAGAUGAAACAGAAGAUACCACAGAUGCAUAUGUAAAAGCAUUUUAUCAACCAAAUGAUAAUGAUAGUGAUGAUUCUGAUAUAAUUGAAUUUAUGAGGCAAAUUUUACCUAAUGGUGAGACAAAUUAUUUCAUUAAUCAAAAACAAGUAACUUUCAAGAAAUAUUCUGAAACUUUAGCACAUGAAAACAUUUUAAUUAAGGCCAAAAAUUUCCUUGUCUUUCAAGGUGAUGUCGAACAAAUUGCGUCUCAAUCACCAAUUCAAUUAACUAAUAUGCUGGAAACAGUAUCAGGAUCUAUUCAGUAUAAAAAAGAUUAUGAAAUACUAAAGGAAAAAUUAGAACUUUUAAACCAAUCUACUGCUGAAUCAAUAAGAACACGUAGAAGAAUACAUAUGGAACUGAAAACUUAUAAAGAUGGGAUUGCAAGGGAUAAAGAAUAUAAAGCUACAAUGAAAAGAAAAAAAUAUAAUGAAAUGAUCCUUGCUUUAUGGAAAUUAUAUCAUUUAAAAUUAGACAAAGAUGAGUUGUUGAGUAAAUUAACAAAAUAUGACGAUAGAUUAUUAGACUUGAAUGUAAAAGUUACAAAACAAGAUGAAAUAAUAAAAGAUGAAAAAAAAAUUGUUUAA